Molecule: messenger RNA, 7766 nt
Organism: Zootoca vivipara (common lizard)
Lineage: Eukaryota; Metazoa; Chordata; Lepidosauria; Squamata; Lacertidae
Gene: PDGFRA
Product: platelet derived growth factor receptor alpha
Biological process (GO): protein phosphorylation; multicellular organism development; embryonic cranial skeleton morphogenesis
Cellular component (GO): plasma membrane; signaling receptor complex
Molecular function (GO): platelet-derived growth factor binding; ATP binding; platelet-derived growth factor alpha-receptor activity
Source: RefSeq, a predicted model, not a curated record
GGGGGGGGGAGGCUCCCUUUUCGCUUCACCCCGCCCCCAAUUUUUGUUUCUUGAAUUUGGUACAGACAAUCCUAUUGUUUUCUCGCAGGGAAGGAGUGAUCUUCUCUUAGUCUAAGCUUUUCUUUCUCUGCUCUCUUUCCUCAUUCACUCUUCUAUUUUAAACGAAAGCCCCGAUGCGACGUCCUUGGUCUCUGCGAGGAAACAGAACCUCGAACCAGUUAAGCCUCAGCGCUGCUUCCUAAGGCGCCUUCCUUCAAUGGACUUUUGAAGCCAGCGACUCUGGCUUAACAAGUUGAUGAUCAUCAUGGGUCCUUCCCAAAGAACAAUCCUGAUUGUGGGCUGCUUCUUGACAGGGCCAUGGCUAGCCUCUUGUCAGUCUUUGCUUCCAACUAUUCUGCCAAACAACGAUGAAAUGGUUGUGCAGCUGAAUUCCCCCUUCACCCUGAAAUGUUCGGGAGACAGUGAAGUCAGCUGGCAACAUCCAAUACCUGAUGGCAACCAUACCGUAGACCUCAAAAGCGAGGAGAACAACAGCGGCCUGUUUGUGACUGUGCUUGAUGUGGCAAAUGCUUCUGCUUCUCACACUGGAUUGUACACUUGCUACUAUAAUCAUUCUCAAGAGGAAGAUGGUGAGGUGGAGGGGAAGGACAUCUAUGUCUUUGUGCCAGAUCCAGCUGUUCCCUUUGUUCCGACAUUCCCAGAAGAGGAGUUCAUUGUCAUCACCGAAGAAGAAGAGUCCUCCACCAUCCCUUGCCGGACAAGUGACCCCAACGCCCAAGUAACUUUGAUGACCAGUGAAGGGAAAAUUGUGUAUGCCUUUUAUGACAACAGGCAGGGCUUCAUUGGAAACUUCUCCGCAGGCUCCUAUCUGUGCAAGACGACUGUUAAGGGAGUAGAAUUCCUGUCCGGUGAAUUUGUCAUCUAUAUUUACAAAGCUACAUCACAUCUUCAUGUUGAGAUCGAAUCCCCCAAGACUGUGUAUAAGACAGGAGAAACCAUUGUUGUAACGUGUGUGGUCUUGGAUAAUGAAGUCGUGAACUUACAGUGGAAUUAUCCAGGGAAAGUGAAGAACAAAGGUACAAUUUCACUUGAGGACAUCAAAAUUCCAGCCCAGAAGCUGGUUUACAACCUGACCAUUCCAGAUGCUUCAGUGAAGGACAGUGGAGAUUAUGAAUGUGCUGCUCUUCAUGUGACCAAAGAUUUUAAGAAAACGAAAAGAGUCGUGAUCACAGUUCAUGAUAAAGGGUUCAUUCAUCUGGAACCUCAUUUUAACCCCAUGGAAGCUGUCAAUCUUCAUGAAGUUAAAAAAUUUAUAGUUGAUGUGCAUGCAUACCCAGAGCCAAAAAUGUUUUGGCUGAAGGACAAUGUGACUCUGAUGGAGAAUCUCACGGAGAUUGUCACUAAGUCCAAGCAGAUCCAGGAGACGAGGUACCAGAGUGUAUUAAAAUUAAUUCGUGCCAAGGAAGAAGACAGUGGAUAUUAUACUUUUGUAGCACAGAAUGAGGAUGAAACUCAAAGAUAUAUUUUCUCCCUGCUCAUACAAGUUCCAGCUUUAAUUCGAGAUCUGGUGGAUAGUCAUCACGACUCUGCGGGGCAAACAGUGACAUGCUUGGCAGAAGGGACACCACUCCCUGAUGUGGAAUGGCUGGUUUGCAAGGACAUUAAAAAGUGCAGUAAUGACACCUCGUGGACCCUCCUGACAAACAAUAUCUCUGAUAUUACCAUGGAGACUCACCUUGAUCAGAAAAACAGGGUAGAAAGCCAGGUGACCUUUCAGAAGGUGGAAGAAACACUGGCUGUUCGGUGUAUGGCGAGGAAUGACCUUGGCACUGUGGCACGGGAACUGAAGCUUGUGGCUCCCACUUUACGAUCAGAACUGACGGUGGCUGCUGCGGUCCUAGUGUUGCUCGUAAUUGUAAUAAUUUCGCUGAUUGUCCUGGUAAUCAUAUGGAAGCAGAAACCAAGAUAUGAAAUAAGAUGGAGAGUCAUUGAGUCCAUCAGCCAGGAUGGACAUGAAUACAUUUAUGUGGACCCUAUGCAGCUGCCCUAUGACUCAAGAUGGGAAUUUCCACGAGAUGGAUUAGUACUAGGACGAAUCCUUGGCUCUGGAGCUUUUGGGAAAGUAGUUGAAGGAACUGCCUAUGGAUUAAGCCGGUCACAGCCUGUGAUGAAGGUAGCUGUGAAAAUGUUGAAGCCCACUGCGAGAACCAGCGAAAAGCAGGCUCUUAUGUCUGAAUUAAAGAUAAUGACCCAUCUUGGACCCCACUUGAACAUAGUGAACUUGUUAGGAGCUUGUACAAAGUCAGGCCCAAUUUAUAUCAUAACGGAAUAUUGCUUUUAUGGAGACUUGGUGAACUACCUGCAUAAAAACAGGGACAACUAUCUGAAUCGACAUCCUGAAAAGCCCAAGAAGGACCUGGACAUCUUUGGAAUGAACUCAGCUGAUGAAAGUACUAGGAGCUAUGUAAUCCUAUCCUUUGAAAACAAUGGUGAAUAUAUGGAUAUGAAACAAGCAGAGACAAUGCAGUAUGUGCCAAUGCUAGAAAGGAAAGACAGAUCGAAAUAUUCUGACAUCCAAAGGUCAUUGUAUGAUAGACCUGCUUCGUAUAAGAAAAAAUAUGUGUCAGAACUAGAUGUGAAGAACCUCCUCUCUGAUGACCAUUCAGAAGGCCUCACUUUGUUGGACCUGCUCAGCUUCACUUACCAAGUUGCACGGGGAAUGGAAUUCUUAGCUUCUAAAAAUUGUGUUCACCGUGAUCUGGCAGCACGGAAUGUCCUUCUGGCUCAAGGGAAAAUUGUGAAGAUCUGUGACUUUGGUCUGGCUAGAGACAUCAUGCAUGAUUCAAACUAUGUAUCUAAAGGCAGUACUUUCCUUCCAGUGAAAUGGAUGGCACCUGAAAGCAUUUUUGACAACCUGUAUACAACAUUAAGUGAUGUCUGGUCUUAUGGCAUUCUGCUGUGGGAAAUAUUUUCUCUUGGUGGCACUCCAUAUCCUGGCAUGAUGGUUGAUUCCAUGUUCUAUAAUAAAAUUAAAAGUGGCUACCGAAUGGCAAAACCGGACCAUGCUACCAGUGAGGUGUAUGACAUCAUGGUGAAAUGCUGGAACAGUGAACCCGAGAAAAGACCUUCUUUUUACCACUUGAGCGAAAUAGUUGAGAACCUGUUGCCUGGAGAAUACAAGAAGAGCUAUGAGAGAAUUCACUUGGACUUCUUGAAGAGUGACCAUCCCGCUGUCACACGCAUGAGAGCGGACUGUGACAACACCUACAUUGGAGUCACUUACAAGAAUGAAGACAAAAUGAAGGACAGGGAAAGUGGAUUUGAUGAACAAAGACUCAGUGCCGACAGUGGCUACAUAAUCCCCCUGCCGGAUAUUGACCCAGUUUCAGAAGACGAACUUAGCAAAAGGAACAGGCACAGUUCCCAGACUUCCGAAGAAAGUGCCAUCGAAACUGGUUCCAGCAGCUCCACAUUCGUAAAGCGAGAGGACGAGACCAUUGAGGAUAUUGACAUCAUCGAUGAUAUUGGAAUGGAUUCCUCAGAACUGGUUGAGGACAGUUUCCUGUAAUUCCCGAAGGAAGUAGUGGACAUCUUUUGAGGGGUGCGAGACAAAGAAAGAAAGAAAAUCUCAACACAUAACUCAUGGAUUUUUGAUUCCCUAAGGAAAACCACUUUAACACAGAUGGUCGAGACUUGCAAUCCCAAGUGUCCCAACAAGGGACGUAAAGAUCUCACCCAGAUUUGUGAAACAAGAAGACAUUUAGAAACCAGCUUUUAAGCACUUCCAUAGCAUCUCAGUACCAUUUGCUGUUCUGAUAGGUGAGUGGAUAAAGGAAAAGGCCAUGGACAGUCCAUUUUGUGUUUCAAGGGCAUUCACAACUCAGAUGAAUAACAUUUCCACUACGGUGAAACAUCACCCAUGUAAUUAUGUAAAUACCUUUCCAGGAUGUUUUGUGGCAUAUGUGGAAUAGGCAUUUUUUUAGAAGACCACUCAAGACUUCUGUGUAUUUUCUUCCUUCAGUCUCAUCAUAAGCUGCUGUUGAACUAUCACAUGAGAUGAAGUACAUGCAAAAAAAAGAAAAGAAAGAAAACCACUUUUGAAACUCAAACUAAUUGGUACUAGGAAACCUUUUUACCUUUUUUGCAGCUAAUACAAAUAAAACGGAAUUACAAAAAUUUCUAACCUUAUACAAUAGCUUAGUAAAUCAAGUGAGACUCUUCAUAACCAUAGAAUAAUAAUUGUUUACCUACUGCUGUUUUCAGUAUCAGUAAGUAUAGUUUAUAACUACUCCUUGUCCUUCCUUAAAACACAGUACUGAAAAAAACUAAUGAACUAAAGCGUUUUAGCAUUUAUACAUUUACAAGAAAAAACUGUUCUAUUUGAUUGUUAAUGGCUUUGGUAAAUUAAAACUAGUUUAGGAAGUAGGGAAAGCUAAUGUAUUCUACGGCAUCCACCCUUAGCGGAGUAGCUAUUCUAAUACAAUGAAUUUAUGUGCUGGUGAAUCCUCCUUUGAUUCAGUGGAACUCUUCAGAAAUUGAAGUUUAUUUUUAAACCUUCAUUUGCAACCAGGUUCCUCAAGUUAUUGCACAAAAUAUGUGUGGCUAAUCAAUCAAUAGUAAGGCUGCUUGGAGCGGUCGAGAAAUAGAGCACAUCGGGAAGUUUGUUUUGGGUUUGCAUGUGACGAAUGGAUUGGAUGCACCAAAUGCUCUUUCUGAAAACCCUUCUUUCUGAGCCUGAGAUUUCCAAUUAAGUAUGUAGCCACUUUGGAAAGAAAAAGUUCUACUUCUGGUAGAACAGAUAUGGAACCGGAUCCUCUUGCCCUUGUCAAGUUUUUAGCUAUAACAUUGGACGUUAACAAGUAAAGAGUCUUUUUCCAUCCACACCAACGGGCGCUGAAUUGAGAGUAAAGCAAUUGUUUCUAAACAAUGCUGCAUUUUUGGAGGAAAUACAUUUAAAAUAUAGGAUUGGGACCUCUGUGGUGUGUAUAUUCAAGUGGCAUAUCUGUUUCUGUAAUGUGUAAAAUGGCCCCAAGCAGUUGCUGACCCUUCUUUUAGUCACUCUCACACAAUAGUUUGAGAUCAGUCCUUCAUUAAUCUGAAUAUAAUGUGUCUGAUAGUGUUUCUGUGAUGAUUUACAAUGUGUUCCUGGAUGAGCCUCAUUCAGUUCUAUGGGACUUAUUCCCAGCUAAGUGGGCAUAGAGUUGCAGCUCUAGGCUGUGAUUUUGUCACAGUCUAUGGAAAUAAUGAACUGGAAUCAGUCUAAGACACACAGGGAGCAGGAAAGUAUGGUGCAAAAAGAAAUUCCACUUUUUUCAUAUAUCCAGAGCUUGAGUUUCAUUAAAGAGAAAUGUCACAGGGUAAACGUGCGAAAGAGCUGUGCCAUUAGCUCGAAAAUCCCUGUUCUCUAAUCCUAGACAUGUACAUGGCAGGCAACAGUAGCUCCCUGGUGAGGAAAAAGGAAUAUGACGUAUUAUUGGCAUAUUCUGUGUAGUUAUAAUAAAACAUACCAAGACUCAGACCUGGGUGGAAUCUACACACAUAUAAAAAACGUUCUGAAAAUGCUUUUUAAAAGCGUUUCUUAAAAGACAUUGAAUUUUCCAUGAGGUUCACCAUCCCCAUCCAGUGUCACAUUGUAUAUCACACUUAAAACAUUUUAUUUGCAGCUGUAUAGCCGAGUCCCUGGUAUUGAAACCAGAUGGUAGAGCAUUAAUUGAUCUGGCAUUUCCUUCAUGCAAAUGUGGCCCAAUGCGGAGGCUUGCUGAUAUCACUAAGAGCAGCAUAGGGUAGCAAUUGGCCAGUGGUGAGCAACCAUUUUGAGCAAUACAACUUUCUCUGUGCCAAACAGGUUUACCUACGAUUACAGCUAUGGCUCCAUACUUUACUGAUGUGAUAGUUAAAGGACAAACAGAUGAAGGCAGCUUGUGCUAGAGACAGUGCUGUGUUGGAACUAAGCUCCACAGCAGUUGAUGAGCACCUGGCAGGAUUAAAAAUGCAGUUUAAAUCAAUGCUUUGCACCGGACUCAGAACUACACAGCCAUCUCUUUUGAUGCUAAAUAACUAACUACAACUUAAACAUGAAGCAUCAAGUAAUGCUUCAGUGGAACGAGUGAAAAAGAGCUCCCAAACCUCCCAAAAUAAGUGCGGAACCAUAUCCCAUUAAAAUUAAUGGGACUUAAAUGUGCUUCCUUGUGCACUGUGGUAAAUAAUUAUUUGAGGUUCUGAAUGCCAAAACACAAUGGGCCCAGUAUAAAUCUGUGCAAAUACUUGGGCCAAAUGAGUAAGUCCAAGCCUUCGAGAUAUUCUUCUCUGCUAGAUCCCAUUUAUUACAAAUGUGCCAGUGCAAUGGAUGGAAAUUGCAAACACCUUACUUGCGUGCGGGUGUUUUGCAUUACUGCACGUGGAUCAGGUCUUCUCAUGUUCCGCAGGCUUUCCUGUUUCACUGGCCACUAAAGAAUAAGCUACCAUAAUUCGUACCUUGAUUUUUCUUUCUCUUAUUGUAGUUUUUAUUAUGUAUCUCACAAAACAAACUCAUGCUAAUCCCGUAUCUUGCUUCAGGUGAACACAUAUCCUAUUGCAAUGCACAUCUGCCCAUACCCCAUGUCAUAGAUGGGGAUCCAUUUUAAUUUCCUGUCUAUGUUACAAAGUGGAUGAGCACAUUUAUCGCCACCUACUCUCUCAUGUUAGUUAUGCCCAACAUGUUUUUGGCAAUGUAACUAUAGCUGGAUUGGGACCAAGUUCUACCGGUAGUUGUGGACCAAAAUAUGCAGUAUGUUUUUUUUAGAUUUAUAAUCCUAUGUAAAGUUCCUGACACUGCAAUGGACUGCACAUCAGAAAACUUUAUGAAGGCAACACAUUAAUGCAGGAGGUACCUGUUCGACUAAGGCCUGCAAUCUUGUAUUCACUUACCCAAGAGUAAGCCCUAUUGAAUUCAAUGGGACUUACUUCUGAGCAGACGUAUGUAAGAUUGCAAUGUUAGUCAUUCAAUACUAGCCUGGGGGGAAACCCUGGAUUUUGUUACUGUCUUGAUUAUUUGUUUUUAGGACAGGCUUCCUCAACCUCGGCCCUCCAGAUGUUUUGAGACUACAAUUCCCAUCAUCCCUGACCACUGGUCCUGCUAGCUAGGGAUCAUGGGAGUUGUAGGCGAAAAACAUCUGAAGGGCCAAGGUUGAGGAAGCCUGUUUUAGGAUCUUAGUGACUAUUUCUCUGUGGCUCAGUUUUGAGAAGCUUUCAGAAAAGAAAUACCCAGCUUUUGUUUGUUCUGUAUUUGUAUCAUGACAAUCGAACCUUGCCUGUGAAACACAACUUUCUCAUUCUGAAUGGCCCUGUUCCUUACAAUGUGGUCUGCAAAUGUACAAACAGUCCUAUGAUAUAAUGAGGGACAUAAGAUAAGGUGAUGUUAUACAUCAAUAUGUAUAUAUGUAUUUUUAUAUCAACUUUGAGAGUACUGCCAAAACAUUUAUGACAAGCUGUAUCACUGCCUUUGUUUAUAAUUUUUUUGUUUUUGUUUUUACUGUGAUAUACUCCACAGGCACGCUAACUGUUGCACUUUUAAAUGUCCAAAAUUUAUAUUUUAGAAUGAUAAAGAAAAGCACGAAAGAGUUUCCAUAAAGGUGGUAUUGUGAAGUGUUUGAGAAGAACCAGUUGGAAUGAGUGACCAUAGGUACAAAAUGUAAUACAAUUGCCCCUGUUCUUAUUUUUGUCUUUUAAAAAAAACAACCCAUGUAAAUUAAGAUCUUUAUAUUUCAAUAAAUGAUAUAUAAUUUAAA